GGGAAGUUGGUUUGUGUUUACCAAUUAGGCUAGACUGUGUAAAACAAUGGACGGCCAGAGUCGAGUCUUCGCUGCGAUACUACCGGCUGCUGGUCGGGAAUUAGCCGGUAAUGAAAAUGAGCAGGGACUCGAAGUGCGAGCAGUUACUCGUCCAGGACCCAGUAACCGGGUUAGGGAGGUCCAGGUGACGGGAACAGCGGAGGUUUGCUGCCCGGCGGACCGAGUGUCGGUGCGGGUCAGUGUGGGCAACAGCAAAGAGUCAGUCAACGAGGUCACCAACAGCGUGUCACGGCGACUUGAAUACAUUUUACAAACCGUCAGACAACAUGGUGUUAGUGACAACGACACCACAGUGAGGAGGUUUCUCCAUAGAGAGGCAGACCAGUAUCACAUGGAUGCAGAGGUCGUGGUCACUUUCUCAGACUUUGAGAAGAUGGAGCGUGUAUGUAGUGUCCUGCUGGAGAAGCUGGACAAGAGUGUUAAUGUGGGAACACCGCAGUACUACCACAGUGCUGAAUGCCUGAGUCAAGUGAGGCGGCGUGCAUGUGUGUCAGCAGUUGAAAACGCUCAGCAGAAGGCCUGCGAAGUCAGUCAGCUCCUGGGGCAAACUCUGGGACACCCUCUAUUGGUCAGAGAGGAGGAGACAAGGGAGUGGAAGAAUGAAGAUGAGGAGGAUGGGGGCAGAGGCCAGGGCGCUGCACCCCUACCUCACCUUCCCUGUGCACCCACAGUCACCGCCUCCUCACGGGUGUCUGUGUCCUUCAGCCUCAGAGACAGAAGCAGGAAAAAACUCUGAAGACAUUUGUCAUUGACUAAUGAAACCACAGACCGUUAUGUCACAUUUAAAAUUAUUUUAUUGCUCAGUUGUAGUGGCUGAAUGAAUGUCCAGUUUUUUUCCUACCUCAGACAAUACAGUAUUAUAAAUGGGAAAACUACAUAGAUUUCAAAAGCAAUUUUGCCAGAUAAAAUGUCUUUUAUCUGUUUUACUGGCACAUUAAAUUAAAAUACUGUAUAUUUGUACAUCUCAAAGAAAUAAAAGUUAGGACAACUACGAGCUAUACUACAA
Molecule: messenger RNA, 1066 nt
Organism: Micropterus salmoides (largemouth bass)
Lineage: Eukaryota; Metazoa; Chordata; Actinopteri; Centrarchiformes; Centrarchidae
Gene: irak1bp1
Product: interleukin-1 receptor-associated kinase 1 binding protein 1
Exons: 4
Coding region: 47-796 (249 amino acids)
Biological process (GO): canonical NF-kappaB signal transduction; immune response
Source: RefSeq, a predicted model, not a curated record